UAAGAAUAGGGUUGUCUUCUUCAAGGCUUCAACAGGCGAAGCUUCAAAAGCUUAAUAACAGUACGGCUGUAGGCUGCAGGCUGCAACAGAGGCUCAAUCGGGAGCUCGUCAAAGGCUUGUCGAAGUAGAACAAGCAGCCAUUAUUUUGCUUAGCUUCCUAUUUUUCCCCCUAUGGGAAGAAUUGAUGCAAAUGUCGGUAAACCUAUCUGUUGCAAAGUCUAACCAAUGUUGGUACAUUUGAACUUUGGAUGAUGUAUUGGCUCCGUGGUUGGAACUGUAAGAUGUCGCAUCUGAUCGUGAAGUCGAGUUGCAGGGCUGCUGUGUAUUCGCCUUCUGCUUUGUACCUCCUAUUUCAUGGCUCUAUUCACAAAAUCUUUGGGGUCUGUGAAUGCUCACUCAAUUCAAAUUGCCAGUCUUUGAGAGCAUUUGUUUCAUCACCAUCAAGCUCAAAUGUAGAACCCAUUGUGCUAGGUCUUAGGAGUAGAUGCAUCUUUGACAUCAAGUUGCUAUCUACAAUGUCUGAAAGAAUUUUGGUUCAGGCUCGAGAUCCUGCAAAACUAAGUAUGGACAUACAAACUGCUAUUGAAGAGCAUAGAUUGAACGAUACGUGGAAGUUGUACCAACAGCAUAUGCAGAUGGAAGGGUUUCCUAGAAAAUCUGUUGUUAAUAACAUAUUAACAGGUUUUGCAGAAAGUCUUGAUAUUCAAUGGCUUGAGAAGGCCUAUGAUUUGGUAGAACAGGCAUUUACAGAAGGGAAACAGAACUUGUUAGAGAAGGACACUCUAAUCUAUUUGUCUUUUAGUCUUGCGAAAUCGGGGCUACCAAUUCCAGCAUCCACUAUCCUAAGAAAGUUGAUAAAAAUAGAACAAUUUUUCUCUGUUGCUGUUUGGUCUGCAAUAUUGGCUCACAUGUCUCAGACUGGUCCUGGGGCUUACCUUGCUGCAGAAUUGGUUCUUGAAAUAGGUUACUUGUUUCAAGAUGGCAGGGUGGAUCCACGUAAAAAAUGUAAUGCCCCUUUGAUCGCUAUGAAGCCUAGUUCUACUGCCUUUAACAUUGCUCUGGCGGGUUGUGUCUUGUUUGGGACAACUAGAAAGGCAGAAGAACUCCUUGAUAUGAUGCCUAGAAUUGGUGUCAAAGUAGAUACCAACUUAUUGAUGGUAAUGGUUCAUAUACAUGAGAGAAAUGGGCGGAGAGAAGAAUUAAGGAAAUUACAGAGACACAUAGAUGAAGCCCAUAACCUAAGUGAUGUUCAAUUUCGGCAGUUCUAUAGUUGCUUACUAACAUGUCAUCUGAAAUUUGGAGAUCUUGAAUCUGCCUCUAACAUGGUUUUGGACAUGCUGAGGAAAGCAAAGACAGCCAAAAAUUCGGUUGCUACAGCCACCUUAGCAUGUGGAAUUGCUGAAAAUCACGUAAGACCGUCUUCUGGACAAGGUUCUGAGAGAACUUUUAUCUGCCAAAAUGAUGGAUUGAAAGAUAAGAUAUCAAAUAGGAAGUCCAUUUCUUAUGAAGAAUUUGUUUUGGACCGAAAUUUUCUGAAACUUGAUAUUGAAGCUAAGGAAAUUCUUAGCACCCUGCUUAUGAAGCUGCAGUGGCAAGUUGAAUUAGUUACAACGGAACGUGGUAUUCUCCAGCCAACUGAAGCUAUUCUUGUGAAAUUAGUUAGGGCUUUUCUGGAAGCUGGUAAGAUCAAGGAUUUAGCUCAGUUUCUUAUCAAGGCAGAGAAGGAAGAAGCACCAGUGUCUAAUGAUGAUUCAGUGUUAGUUCAUGUCAUUAAUGCGUGCAUUUCACUUGGGUGGUUGGACCAAGCACACGACCUUCUUGAUGAGAUGCAUCUAGCUGGUGCUAGAACUAGUUCAUCGGUAUAUGGUUCUCUCUUAAAGGCUUAUUGCAAAACUAAUCGAACUGGUGAGGUUGCAUGUCUUUUGCGAGACGCUCGCAAGGCUGGCAUACAGCUUGACUCAAGCUGUUAUGAUGCACUGAUCAAUUCUAGAGUACUUCAGAAUGACAACAAGGGGGCACUCAGACUGUUUCAGGAGAUGAAAGAAGCUAAAAUACCAAGAUCUGGGCAUAAAGAAUUUAAAAGAUUAGUUGAGAGUAGUGCGGAGAAUGGUGAAGCUGGAUUGAUGGCAAAACUUUUACAGGAAAUAAAAGAUGGGCAAAGAGUGGAUUAUGGACUUCAUGAUUGGAACAACGUUAUACAUUUCUUCUGUAAGAAGAGGCUAAUGCAAGAUGCUGAGAAGGCUCUGAAGAGAAUGAGAAGCCUUGGACAUUGUCCAAAUGCUCAGACCUUCCAUUCUAUGGUAACUGGAUAUGCUGCCAUUGGUGGAAAAUAUAUAGAAGUAACAGAAUUGUGGGGGGAGAUGAAAAGUAUUGCAUCAGCUUCAUUCUUGAAGUUUGAUCAAGAACUCCUUGAUUCUGUUCUCUAUACAUUUGUGAGGGGUGGAUUUUUUGCUCGAGCAAAUGAAGUUGUAGAGAUGAUGGAGAAAGAUAAUAUGUUCAUUGACAAGUACAAAUAUAGAACCCUGUUCUUGAAGUACCAUAAAACACUAUACAAGGGCAAGGCUUCCAAGAUCCAAACAGAAGCCCAACUGAGGAAAAGAGAGUCAGCCUUGGCUUUUAAGAAAUGGGUUGGUUUGUAUUGAUUUGCUUAAAAAUGUGUAUCCAGUCAAAUGCCCAUGCAUCGUCGGUCCUCAAGUUUUUUAGUCCAAUACUGAUGGACAUGCACUCAACAAUCUCUUGUUGAUGUCAUUCAACUCCACCACAUGAUUGGAUUGAUUUUCUCAGCUAUAUUGAUGUAUCUAUCUCCAAGAAGCUGAUUGCAUUAAUAAAAAAGCUCUGAAGACAUCAAAUGUGGAGGUGGUAGGGCAAGAUUCUGACUUUGGAGUUGCUGGAGAACAAGUAGCAUUGCAAGGAACCGAUCAUCAAAGUCAUUGAUGAAUGUUACUGGUGUAAGAAAGAAGAUUGUAUGGACUAUGUAUUUGAACUUUGGAGGCUCUCUUUGCUGCCCCUCGACAAGAUGAUCAAGCGGGAAAGCUCAGAGUCGAGAGAAAUGAGUAUUCCUCCAUCAGCCGCAAUGUUAGAAUCAAAUCUAUGAGCAUUGUUUGACUAUUGCUUCUCCAUGGUGAUUAAGAAGACUGUGACAAGGUACUGAUUUGCAGUUUUUUCAGUCAUCUACUAUUACGUGUGCAGCUACUUACACCGAGAUUCUAGGAUGGGCACUUGAAAUUGUCAUGCAGUUUUGUGAAAAAAAUGAGCAUUACCUGCUUUUAGAUUCUCAUGGUUGAGAGCUUCCCAUGUUCUGUAUUGUGCACAUGAUUGUUUUAAAAUCGUAGCUUUUGUCAAAUUGUGAUGUGGGAUUUAGGGGCAGUUUGAAGAACUUUUUUAAUUUUGAUUGAAUAACAUGUAAUAGUUAAGAUUAUUGUUCUGUUGAAAUUUUACUUUAGAUGCUGUAAUAUCCUACAUAAUAGAGAUUUUUUCUCUUUGGCCUGUUAGGAUUC
This is a messenger RNA of Cucurbita pepo subsp. pepo (vegetable marrow), 3497 nucleotides long. RefSeq names its product Pentatricopeptide repeat (PPR) superfamily protein. NCBI's taxonomy places the organism in Eukaryota, Viridiplantae, Streptophyta, Magnoliopsida, Cucurbitales, Cucurbitaceae. Gene Ontology annotation, molecular function: protein binding. The record is from RefSeq and is a predicted model, not a curated record.